CACAGAUAGACCAUACAUUCAGUGUGUAAUUUAUUUUAGAAAAUGUUUUUACCUGUCGCGAUCUUAGCCGCGAUUGUGAUUUUAUUAUUCCUGAAUUUACAUAAAUGUAACUAUUGGGCAAUAAGGGGGGUCAAACAUGAGAAAUGUUACCCUUUAUUUGGAACUAUAUUUCGGGUGAUCACCCUACAGAUCUGUUUGUCAGAGUACGUCGCAGAGUUGUACCAUAAGUAUCUCAAGGAAAAUUUGGUUGGAUUCUCCAUCUGUGGCAUGAAUGCCCUCGUUGUGAGGGACCCUGAACUCAUCAAACAAGUUUUAACGACUGACUUCCAGCACUUUUAUCUAAGAGCUCUAAAUCCGAACAAGAGGGUUAUAGAACCGAUGCUCAAGAACUUGUUUUUCGCGGAUGGAGAUCUGUGGAAGCUGCUGCGGCAGAGGAUGACGCCCGCCUUCACGUCCGGCAAGCUGAAGGCGAUGUUCCCUCUGAUCGUGGAGAGGACCGAGCGGCUGCAGCGCACCGUCGCCGCCGCCGCGGAGCGCGGUACGGAGGUGGACGUGCGCGACCUCAUGGCGCGUUACACUACCGAGUUCAUCGGCGCCUGCGGCUUCGGCAUCGACACUGACUCCAUCAAUGAUGAUACGUCGAUUUUCCGCCAACUAGGUAAAAGCAUUUUCAAUCCAACAAAAAAAGAAUUCAUCAUUUCUGCACUAAAGUGGGUAUUCCCAGAAAAACUUAAGCAUUUUCGUUAUUUACCGUUACAUAUUGAACAAACUACGCUUGCCUUGGUGAAAGGGAUCAUGAUGAAAAGAAAUUACAUGCCUUCAGGGAGAAAUGACUUUAUUGAUCUACUUUUGGAACUAAAACAGAAAGGUACGAUUGUUGGCGAGUCUUUGGAAAACAGAAAUCACGACGGGUCACAGACAGCUAAGUUAGAGAUGGACGAGGUCCUGAUGGCAGCGCAGGUGUUUGUGUUCUUCGCGGCGGGGUUUGAGACGUCUUCGUCAGCGACCAGCUAUACUCUGCACCAGCUGGCGCUGAACCCUGACAAACAGACCAAGUGCCAGCAGGAGAUCGACAAUGUACUCGCCAGAUAUGACGGAAAACUUUGCUUCGACGCCGUCAAAGAGAUGAAGUACUUAGAAAUGUGUUUCAAAGAAGGCAUGCGAAUGCUUCCAUCUUUAGGCUUCCUCAUCCGUCAGUGCGUGAGACCGUACACGUUCCCCGGCACUGACGUGACCAUAGACGCCGGUGUGUACGUGCUGGUCUCCGUACAGGGCCUGCACAACGACGAGCAGUAUUUCGAGGCCCCGGACCAGUUCCGACCGGAGCGUUUUAGUGAAGGCGCAUGCAUCCCUAAACAUGUUUACUUGCCUUUCGGUGAAGGUCCGCGAGCUUGUAUAGGUGAGCGUCUGGGUCUGAUGCAGUCGCUAGCGGGGCUGGCGGCGCUGCUGCGCCAGUGCUCAGUGGCGCCCUCUGCCGGCACCCGCACGCCCCGCGUCGACCCUGUCUCCUUCAUUGUGCAGAACAUAGAAGGUGGACUACCGCUCUCAUUGGUGCCUCGCGAGAUCCAAUUAGAUAUUCAUGUGAAGUAA
Molecule: messenger RNA, 1590 nt
Organism: Cydia splendana
Lineage: Eukaryota; Metazoa; Arthropoda; Insecta; Lepidoptera; Tortricidae
Product: cytochrome P450 6B2-like
Exons: 3
Coding region: 43-1590 (515 amino acids)
Molecular function (GO): iron ion binding; heme binding; monooxygenase activity
Source: RefSeq, a predicted model, not a curated record